ACCUCAGACUUCCUCUUCACUUGGUUGGACGCUACACCACAUCCCACAGGCCCUUGGACUGUAGCGUCCAGCAGCGUCGCCUGCAUCAUGAGGGACCUUGGACCCUCCAACAGGCUUCUGCUCCUGCCUCUCCUUCUGAUUAUGGAUGGUCUCAGCCCUGUCCAGGCCCAGAGCGAAUGCAACUGCUCAGCGGUGAGCCCUGGUGUGCUGGCUGGGAUUGUGCUGGGGGACCUGGUGCUGACCCUCCUCAUCGCCCUGGCUGUGUAUUCCCUGGGCCGGCUGGUCCCUCGGGGGAAAGGGGCCGUGGAGGUGACCAAGAAACAGCGCAUCACUGAGACAGAGUCGCCUUAUCAGGAACUCCAAGGUCAGAGGUCAGAUGUCUACAGUGACCUCAACACACAGAGGCAGUAUUACAAAUGAGCCCAAACCACUGCAGUCAACAACCUGAUGCCUGGAUUCAGUCAUUCCUGAUGCCUACCCAGCACCCUACUCCUACUUCUACCAAGAUACAGAUCCACAGAGUGCCCUCCCUGAGAUGCCAGGCUUUUCCCCACCCCUGCCCCAAAUAAACACAGAGCAC
Molecule: messenger RNA, 580 nt
Organism: Hipposideros armiger (great roundleaf bat)
Lineage: Eukaryota; Metazoa; Chordata; Mammalia; Chiroptera; Hipposideridae
Gene: TYROBP
Product: transmembrane immune signaling adaptor TYROBP
Exons: 5
Coding region: 88-420 (110 amino acids)
Biological process (GO): negative regulation of B cell proliferation; negative regulation of transforming growth factor beta1 production; microglial cell activation involved in immune response
Cellular component (GO): cell surface
Molecular function (GO): signaling receptor binding
Source: RefSeq, a predicted model, not a curated record